UCUGAGCAGACUGCAACUUUGGCGUUUACUUACCCAGGAAUAUAGAACAGACUAUGGGCUGCCUUAAAAAUCUCUGGAGAUCCUGCUGUCGAUGAGCUCUCUGCAUGUGGGUGCGAAACAACCAUCAUGUCAUUCUGUCGCAUCCAUGUUGGACAUGGACAACUCAGAAGUGUGCUAUAAAACGGACUUCAGGAGAAGGAAAUCAUUCCGACUGAGAACUCUGGCCAGUGCAGAUGCUAGUAGUGUUAUCUCUGUGAACUAUGGCAAACAAGGAUGCAAAUUUUUGGCCGCUUCUUGCCUACUAUCAGUCACAUUCGCCGCGACACAACUCACCAUUGCCAUAAAUUACAUAAGAGAUGGCGAGCAAGAAACUUUAUUAGCCAACCACGUCAUUAUGCCCAUAAUGCUGUUCAUAUUUGCCGGUGAAAUCGCGUACAUCACCGCGUUCCCAAAGAAACGAAUGAGUUUUCCUGAAAUCCUCAUAUGGACGACGGCUGGAAUGAUAUUUCUAAUGGGUAUCUGUUCACUAUUAUUGACUUUUCGGUCCUUGCCACUUGACAUAACGCAAGCAUCCGAACAACAGACAAGUCGUGUUGAAUGGAUAUCCCUAGCAGUAAAACCUGCACAGUUCAAUAAACCAGCGGUAAUCCCUAUACUUAUCGUGUUUAAUUUAAUUUUCCUGGGGUUUGAUAUACUGAACUCGGUUGCUUUCUUCAAACUCUACAAGCCUAUCAAAGAGGAUGCUGAAGCUCGGGAAGACCAGUCGGAAUGCGACUCAACAACGAGUGAAUAAACCAGUGUCCCUCCAUUUUCUGUUGUCCAAGUUCGUGCACGCGUUAUUGACUGGUUGAUUGUGUUCCAAACGUUCUUGAGCGACUGAUAAAAAC
Messenger RNA from Opisthorchis viverrini, 887 nucleotides. RefSeq lists its product as hypothetical. The transcript has 2 exons. The record is from RefSeq and is a predicted model, not a curated record. NCBI's taxonomy places the organism in Eukaryota, Metazoa, Platyhelminthes, Trematoda, Opisthorchiida, Opisthorchiidae. The coding region runs from base 92 to 793 and encodes 233 amino acids.